Messenger RNA from Schistocerca cancellata (South American locust), 885 nucleotides. RefSeq lists its product as uncharacterized. NCBI's taxonomy places the organism in Eukaryota, Metazoa, Arthropoda, Insecta, Orthoptera, Acrididae. The coding region runs from base 1 to 885 and encodes 294 amino acids. The record is from RefSeq and is a predicted model, not a curated record. The transcript is spliced from 6 exons.
AUGGAAGAGGAGGAAGAUAUGAAGUUCUGUAGUCAUAGUUGCAGACAAUGUGGCCUGGCAGUCCUUGAAAUCUGGGCUUUCCGCCAGCGGUCCCCUUCUCCGCCGCCCUGUUCGCCGGACCCGUACGCCAACAUUCGGCGGCCCAAGCGUUUCUUCUCGCCACUACGAGGCCGGCGCACGCCGACCCCGCCGCCGUGUGCGCCAUCCCCAUGCGCGCCUGCACCCUGCGCGCCAUCCCCAUGCGCGCCUCCACCCUGUUCGCCAGCGCGUAGUGCACCGCCGCCCUGCUCGCCGGACCCGUACGCCAACAUCCGGAGGCCCAAGCGCUUCUUCUCGCCGAUACGAGGCCGGCGCGCGAGGACCCCGCCGCCCUGCGCACCUUCGCCCUGCGCGCCUGCGCCUUGUGCACCUGCGCCCUGUGCGCCUGCGCCCUGUGCACCUCCACCCUCCUCGGCGCCGCCCUGUUCGCCGGACCCGUACGCCAACAUACGGCGGCCCAAGCGCUUCUUCUCGCCAAUACGAGGCCGGCGCGCGGCGACCCCACCGCCCUGCGCGCCUUCGCCUUGCGCGCCUGCGCCCUGCGCACCUGCGCCCCCUUCUCCGCCGCCCUGUUCACCGGACCCGUAUGCCAACAUACGGCGGCCCAAGCGCUACUUCUCGCCACUAGCAGCUCUGGCAAAGUCAGUAAGCUUGGAAUACGACGAAGACCCAUUCUACGGCAGCAACUACAGUGGGCGUGAAGUCGAGUCCUGUUGCUGCUCACCUCCGCCCCCAUCUCCGGAGCCCUGCCCAGCCUCUCCGGGACGCCACCGCAGCAGCGUUCCCAAGGGCUUCUACACACUGACGGGUGAUAUCUCACCAAAGUCGACGCCGCGGCGCACGUAG